This is a messenger RNA of Striga hermonthica, 756 nucleotides long. The record is from the annotation of a GenBank genome assembly. Lineage: Eukaryota; Viridiplantae; Streptophyta; Magnoliopsida; Lamiales; Orobanchaceae.
AUGUCUAGUUUUUGGAAUGGUGUGACUUCUUUCUUAACUAUUUUUGCUCCUUUGGUGAAGGUGCUUCGCAUAGCGGAUGCUGAUAAGAAGCCGUCGAUGGGAUUUUUGUAUGGGGAGCUUAUGCAUGCCAAAGAGGAUAUAAAAAGUGUCUUGAACAAUCUUGCCAAGAACUAUGAUCCCAUCUUAGAAAUCAUUGACACGAAGAUGAUGGGUAGAUUGGACACCCCAUUGCACUUGAUGGCAUAUCUACUAAAUCCUUAUUAUCAUUAUAAGGACCCGAAUCUCGUACUAGAUCAAGUUGUUUCGGAUGGAGUUUUUGAUUGUCUUGAUGUCAUUUGUCAUGGUAACUUUGAUUUGAUGGAUAAAAUCAUGAACGUCGAGUUGCCCAUUUAUAAGACAAAGGGAGGAGUCUUUGGAAAGCCAAUUGCCGCAAAAGGUUGUGAAGUAAACGACGAUAAGUUUGAUCCGGUCUAUGUCCAAUUCAAUUCUCGUUUAUUGAACAAGCGCAAAUGGAGGAAAGAAAAGGAUGUGUUACUUGCUAGUGAGGCAAGUAAAGCUCAAGAGUGGAUUAUUCAGGGAUUAGUAGACGAGGAAGAUGAGGACGUUAAUGGACUUGAAGUUGAGGAUGGCACAUCAAGAGUGAGAGAGCUUGAAGAAGAAGAUUUUGAAUCCGAGGAAGAGGAACAAGUUAAUGAGAAUGACAUUGACUUUGAGUCGGAUGAAGAGCGUGUAUUGGAGAAUUAUGGAGAAGAAUAA